Messenger RNA from Lineus longissimus, 2130 nucleotides. Its product is annotated as U3 small nucleolar ribonucleoprotein protein MPP10-like. The transcript has 11 exons. The record is from RefSeq and is a predicted model, not a curated record. Gene Ontology annotation, cellular component: nucleus; sno(s)RNA-containing ribonucleoprotein complex; Mpp10 complex. NCBI's taxonomy places the organism in Eukaryota, Metazoa, Nemertea, Pilidiophora, Heteronemertea, Lineidae. The coding region runs from base 9 to 2054 and encodes 681 amino acids. Gene Ontology annotation, biological process: rRNA processing.
UCAACAAAAUGGCUGCCACCACAAAAUCGAAAAACCUCGUGGUUGAAAACAUUUUCAAAGAAUUUGACAAAUUUACGGAAAAGCCAGAAGUAUUUCUUGGGGACCAAAAGGAUUUAUCUGAGAAAAUAAAGAAAACCGUGAAGUAUUCUUAUGAUUUCCUGAAACAGAUUGAAGAAGAUUCACAAGUCAAUGAAGCAUUACCAGAAUUGAUAAUAAAAGACUUUGAUGAUGAACAGAUUUGGCAAGAACUUGAACUACAGAAUGAUCCAACAAUAGAUAAGUUUGUCAAAAACAUUUCCACAUUUUUAACUGGGAAGUCAAAGUCAUUACUAACAUUUCUAGAACCAGCAGAGACUGAAGAGGCUGAGUUGGUUUCUGAUUCACAGUCUGAGGAUGAUUAUUCAGAUUCAGAAAAAAUUGAUUCUAGUGAUGGAGAUAUCUCAGAUUCGGAGUUGAAGUCUGGUGAAAAACACGGUGCUAAUGCUGUGAUAGACUGGGACGAUGAGGACAGCGAGGGGGACAUGGGCGAUUUUGGUUUGGAACCUGAGGAAGGGGAGGUGGAAGAGACAGACGAAGGAGAAGAGGAAGAUUCAGAAACAAGACAAAGCAAAUCAUCUCAAAAUAGACAAAAGAAGUCAGAAGUUGAUGAUGGUUUCUUUAGUCUGGCUGCUAUGGCUGAGUUUUUGGAUCAAGAGGAUGCACGGGAGGAGAAGUCAAGGAGACAGUCAAAAAGUCGGGAGGAUGAAGAUGAGGAGGGAAUAGAUCUAUUCACAGUGAAAGAGGAGGAUGAGGAAGGAGGUCUUGACGUAAAUUAUGAUGACUUCUUUGAUCCUGUCAAUGAAGGUUUCAAUAUCAAGAAGUCAGCAAAACAGAAAACUGCAUUAGAUGAAGACAGUGGCAGUGAUGAGAAUGAAGAAGAUGAUGAUGGUGAAGAAGAGGAGGACUCGGAUGAAGUAGAAACUGAAGAAGAAGAGAACUCUGUAAGAAAGUCAGCAAAGAAAUCUGGAAAGAAACAACUCAUGAGUGACAGUGAAAGUGAAGGAGAAGAUCUUCAAGACAUUCUUGGUCAUAAAGAGUCAAAAUCAACAUUUGAAAAGAGACAAGAAAGGCUCAAGUCUAAGAUCAAGGAUAUGGAAGAAGCAAGUCUGGCAGCCAAGCCGUGGCAGUUGAUGGGAGAAGCUGCAGGAGGCACAAGACCUGAGAACAGCCUUCUGCAGGAAGAUUUACAAUUUGAACAUACUGGAACAACAGCCCCUGUAAUCACUGAAGAAACAACGCAAACGCUAGAAGAGAUGAUAAAACAGAGAAUCAAGGAUAAGGCUUGGGAUGAUGUUGAGAGGAAAGUGAGGAAAAAAGAAGAGGUGUUUGAAUAUAAAAAGAGAAUCACCUUAGAUCACGAGAAAAGUAAAGCUAGUUUGGGAGAGAUUUAUGAGAAGGAAUUCUUGAAACAAACGGAGGAGGAGAAAGAAGCAGUAGUUGAUCCCGCAUAUGAAGACAUUAGGAAAACCAUGCAGUCUCUAUUCAUUAAACUCGAUGCCCUCUCGAAUUUCCACUACACUCCUAAGCCAUCUGUUCCGGAUGUGAAGAUUAUCUCCAACUUGCCUUCUAUCAAUAUGGAGGAGGUGGCACCUGUUAGCGUUAGUGAGGUGGCCAUGAUGGCUCCAGAAGAAAUCAAGGACAAAUCAAAAGCUCCAGAAAAGGGCGUCACAGAAAAAACAGCGACUGACAGGAACCGUGAAAGGAAGAAUAAGAAGGCAGAGAAACGAAAGAAGAGAGCUGAAAAGGAGCGAAGACAGAAAAUGGUCGAGAAACUUAAUCCUGGUCUUGGGAAUAAGUACAGCAAGGAAAACGCCAUGAAAGAUUUGGAUAAGCUUAGCAAGUCUGGUGGGCAAGUCACAGUCAUUAAGGACAAGAAUAGCAAGGCACCACGGUCAUCCAAAGCUUUCUUCAGCCAGCUUCAGGACGAAGUAAAAACACAAGUUCACAGUAAAAAAGCUGCCAAGAAGAGAAAGGGAUCAGAGAAUGAAAAAUCGUCGGCGAAAUUUAAGUUAUGAUGAACAUUUUUGAAGAAGUGGUGCAGAUUUAGUUUGAGUUCUGUAUGGAAGAUACAUAUAAAUGAAUAAAACGUGU